CCCAGGUAAUCAUUUGUACCUAUUAGAACCAAGUGGAUUGGAUAUUAAAUAAGUACUUAGUAUACUUUUGUAUUUGAAUAUUUACAGCAUUUUGUAUUUUUUUUAGAUUGUGGUCUAAAAGUGUUUAGAAUUAAAAACUGGAUAAAAAUGAGUAACGUGGCUCCCGGAGCAUCUCAGCCAAAUGGACCAGCCCCAAGAACAAAAAUUUCAGUUAAAGAAAGGCUCUCUAGUAAGAGCAACGUUAGCAAAAGCAUUAUUUGUUUAACUAUUUUCGCUCUUAUCAUGGUGGUUAUUGCCCUAAUUAUUUACUUCACGGUGCGGGGACCUAGACCAAAUUCUACAGAAGAGGAAAAGAAAACGGACCAAUACUCUCAGACAGGUCCUAAGCCGUGGCUGGUCCAAACUAGUGAUUGGAAGGGACUGUCCGUAAAGCACGUACUGCUAAAACGGAACUACCCCCUGAAGCUUGUGAUCAUCAACCAUUCUGUAAUAGGUGGAUGUACGAACAAAGACUCUUGUAGCGAGGAAUUAAGGAAAAUGCAACUUCAUGUGCAAAAAGAUCUCGGUUGGAUUGAUAUACCCUACAACUUCGCGAUCGGUCGAGAAGGCCACGUGUACGAGGCUCGCGGCUGGGGCUCCGAGGGGGCUCACACUCUCCACUAUAACAACUGCUCCGUGGGAAUCGGCUUCUUCGGUAACUAUAACGUCAUACGGCCAACUAGAGGGCAAAUCAUGAAUUUAAACAAAUUGCUUGACGAUGGCGUUCGACAGGGGUACUUGGAUAGAAAUUACGUCAUAGUAGGUCACAAGGAUAUCUGGCCGGGCAGCGAGAGUCCCGGGAAUCGUCUGUACGCCGAACUCAAGAAGUUACCAAAAUACAACGCUGAACGCUAUCGUAACAUGAAUUGUACCCAAAUUAUGGAAGAUUUUAGUAAGUAAAAUUUUAAUUUAAAAGUAA
This is a messenger RNA of Plutella xylostella (diamondback moth), 958 nucleotides long. The record is from RefSeq and is a predicted model, not a curated record. NCBI's taxonomy places the organism in Eukaryota, Metazoa, Arthropoda, Insecta, Lepidoptera, Plutellidae.